AUGCAGAACAGACUAAUUUCUCUGGUACGCGAGGUGGAGCGCGUGGUGACGGCUUCUUACGUGCCCUCUCUUCAGGACCUCUACAGCAUUGUCUGCAACGUCCCUUUCUCGGUAAUUAGUUCUUGGUCAUCUUGCAAACCAUGCCAAGUUGCGGCUUUAGUCGACGUCCUUGUUGACGGGCUAUCUUACUCGAACGUCGCAUUAGAACUAAUAAGCAUCUUUGCACCGGUAGCAGCAUUCCGCGAUGCCUUGUUGGAGCGAUAUCCAGCGAUCCUGGACCAACUCCUCCAAAAGGCCAUCGAACCUGAGGACUCAAAGUACCUCUCGACGUGUACGGCACUGCUGUCUUCGCCUCUUCCCUCGGGUUUCACCGGACCAGCGCGUCUUGCCGGUCUUAUCACAAAAUUAGUUCAUCGCAUGGCAGAGUGCCCAAAUGCGGAUACCAUUCGACCAAUCAAUAAACUAUUGACUGGAUUAAAAACAUCACCCGGAACUUUCUAUGACAUCCCCGUUGAAACAAUGUCCACGCUCCAAGGAGAGCUCCUCAAGACGCUGCGCAACAUGGAUGACCACAUGGGUAACCUGCUCUGUCUAUCCACUUUCGCAUGUAUCGCUUCAUCGCAUAACCCUGGCAAAGAACACGAACACGGACUUCAACCGCCAUCUUGGCUCCACCAUGUCAGACAUUUCUUUGGGCCCAAGCGCGGCCUCAAAACUCUAGAUCUGGUUGUUUUGCGAGUGAUUCUUGCUUGCUCUGCUAACUGCAACAAUUUGGUUCCCAACGAGGCAGCAGAGAGUGUACAGUUGGCUAUUGCAGUCUGCGACACUGUUGAGCCCGAGCAGAAGCAGGUGUGGAUCUCCGGAAAUGCGUCCAAGAUUGCGAAACUUUGCGAAAAGGUGACAAGGGACGGGAUCAAUUAUGAGGUGCAGAUGAUGGUAUGGUAA
Molecule: messenger RNA, 945 nt
Organism: Aspergillus ruber CBS 135680
Lineage: Eukaryota; Fungi; Ascomycota; Eurotiomycetes; Eurotiales; Aspergillaceae
Exons: 4
Coding region: 1-945 (314 amino acids)
Source: RefSeq, a predicted model, not a curated record